UCUCUGCAAAUUAUAUCAUGAAAUGUGAUGAUGACACAUUUGUCAAAAUAGAUUCGGUGAUUAAGGAAGCCAAGAAAGUCCCCAUUGGUAGAAGCCUAUAUGUUGGAAACAUGAAUUACUACCACAAGCCCUUGCGUUAUGGUAAAUUGGCUGUGACAUAUGAGGAAUGGCCAGAAGAAGAUUAUCCACCGUAUGCCAAUGGCCCAGGCUACAUCGUAUCAUCAGACAUUGCACAAUUUGUUGUAACAGAGUUUGAGAAACACGCCUUGAGGGUAAGAUGUACAAACUUCUGCUGCUAUUGUUUUAACCCUUAUUACCAACUUGAAAAAAAAGAAAAAGAAAAGGCCUUCACGCUGACAAUUCAACUCUAAAACAACUCUUCAAGAUGGAAGAUGUGAGCAUGGGCAUGUGGGUGGAGCAGUUCAACAGCACGACACCCGUCGAGUAUCUACAUGA
Messenger RNA from Magnolia sinica, 456 nucleotides. RefSeq names its product hydroxyproline O-galactosyltransferase GALT5-like. Gene Ontology annotation, cellular component: Golgi membrane. Gene Ontology annotation, molecular function: galactosyltransferase activity. NCBI's taxonomy places the organism in Eukaryota, Viridiplantae, Streptophyta, Magnoliopsida, Magnoliales, Magnoliaceae. The record is from RefSeq and is a predicted model, not a curated record. Bases 18 to 371 code for a protein of 117 amino acids. The transcript is spliced from 2 exons.